Messenger RNA from Nannospalax galili (Upper Galilee mountains blind mole rat), 4164 nucleotides. RefSeq names its product syntaxin 1B (gene Stx1b). Gene Ontology annotation, biological process: intracellular protein transport; exocytic insertion of neurotransmitter receptor to postsynaptic membrane; vesicle fusion. The record is from RefSeq and is a predicted model, not a curated record. The transcript has 10 exons. Gene Ontology annotation, cellular component: plasma membrane; SNARE complex; endomembrane system. NCBI's taxonomy places the organism in Eukaryota, Metazoa, Chordata, Mammalia, Rodentia, Spalacidae. The coding region runs from base 150 to 1016 and encodes 288 amino acids. Gene Ontology annotation, molecular function: SNAP receptor activity; SNARE binding.
GCGCCCCCCACCCGCAUACCCCUCGGGGGCCCGGCACCUCCCCCAACCCCGCGCCCCCAGACCCGGGCCUCCAGCACUGAGGUAGGAGGAAGAGAGCAGCAGCAGAGGCGGGAGGACUAGGAAGAGGAGGAGGAGGAACCCGUCGCAGGAUGAAGGAUCGGACUCAGGAGCUGCGGAGUGCGAAAGACAGUGAUGAUGAAGAGGAGGUGGUCCAUGUGGAUCGAGACCACUUUAUGGAUGAAUUCUUUGAACAGGUGGAAGAGAUCCGAGGCUGCAUUGAGAAACUGUCGGAGGAUGUGGAGCAGGUGAAAAAACAGCACAGCGCCAUCCUGGCGGCUCCCAACCCGGACGAGAAGACUAAACAGGAGUUGGAGGACCUCACAGCAGACAUCAAAAAGACAGCAAACAAGGUCCGGUCCAAGUUGAAAGCUAUCGAGCAAAGCAUUGAGCAGGAAGAGGGGCUGAACCGUUCCUCCGCGGACCUGCGCAUCCGCAAGACUCAGCACUCCACUCUCUCGCGGAAGUUUGUGGAAGUAAUGACCGAGUAUAAUGCAACUCAGUCCAAGUAUCGGGACCGCUGCAAGGACCGGAUCCAGCGGCAGCUAGAGAUCACCGGCAGAACUACGACCAAUGAAGAAUUGGAAGAUAUGCUGGAGAGCGGGAAGCUGGCCAUCUUCACGGAUGAUAUCAAAAUGGACUCUCAGAUGACAAAGCAGGCACUAAACGAGAUCGAGACCAGGCACAACGAAAUCAUCAAACUGGAAACCAGCAUCCGUGAGCUGCAUGACAUGUUUGUGGACAUGGCCAUGCUUGUGGAGAGCCAGGGUGAGAUGAUCGACCGCAUCGAAUACAAUGUGGAGCAUUCCGUGGACUAUGUGGAGCGAGCUGUGUCCGACACCAAGAAAGCUGUGAAAUAUCAGAGCAAGGCUCGUAGGAAGAAAAUCAUGAUCAUCAUUUGCUGUGUGGUGCUGGGGGUGGUCUUGGCGUCAUCCAUUGGGGGGACACUGGGCUUGUAGGGCCUCCCACCCUUCUCUCUCCCAGAACCCUUCCCACACAUCGGGAGCAAUACCCCCACCACCCUUUUACUCUAUCCCCUGCUCCAAGCUCACCCCCCAAACAGACCCAGGCAGCCCUACCUCCCUUCACCCUCACAGCAGACCCUGGAGUCCCUGGCCCUCACCCUGCCUUGGACCCCCCCCCACCUCGCUGCACGUAGAUAGCAGCAGGCGUGAUCACACAUGCACACCAACAUGCAUGCCGCCAGGACAUGCUCAAGAUGUGUGGACACCCCAGUGUGUGUGUACUUGUGUAGAUGUAUGUAGAUACCCUGAUUCUUUCUUGCCACCACCUCCAUUCUGUGUGGUCUGAGCUUCCCUCUCCACCUGGGUUGCUGUGUAGACUGUGGUCAAGUAUAACAUGGCAACCUACCAUGCCCCAACCUGUCUUCUGUGAAUAGGUGUGGUGUGUGUGUCCAUGGAAUUAUUUUAUGAGUGUGUGAACCUAAUGCAAAAGCAGUUCCUCCACUGCCACCUCCUCCCAUCUGCUACAAACAGGGCAGGAGGUGGAUGAGCAGUGCAUCCUCAGAGGGUCCAGAGAGGCCCAGACAUUGGCGCAUAUCCCAUACAUUGUAGAACAAACCAGACAUUGGCGCAUAUCCCAUACAUUGUAGAACAAACUCUCCCGGCUCAGUUACUCCCAGGGGCUGCAUCAUGCCCCGGAGACUGUGUGUGUGUGUGUGUGUUUUCUCUUCAGACAGCCUCUUCUCUGUGGACCAGACACAAGUUUUGGGUGGGCACAUCACAGAUACCUGUGUUUCUAAGUUACCUGGAGUAGGACAUGUAUGCAUCCAUAGGACUUUCUACAUAGUGUUUCUGCCCCUGUGUAACACACACACACACACACACACACACACACACAUCUUUAAGGACAUGUACCCCAUCCAGGUUUGUUUCUUCAGGAUCAGUUGCUCCUUCCCCCUUUCCCAGAGCAGCUGACCAACAUCUGAUGUGGCUCUACACACUGCUACAUCAACAUUUUUGUUUUUUUCUUUUUGAGACAUAGUCUCCCUGUAGCCCCAGCUGGCCUGGAACUCACUUUGUAGACCAGGCUGGCCUCAUCUCACAGAGGUCCGCCUGCCUCUGCCUCCCAAGUGCUGAGAUUAAAGGCGUGCGCCACCACACCCAGUUCUGCUACAUCAUCGUUGUACAGGUGGAACAUCCUACCUAGCCACUUUCCAAGCCCUGUGGACACAUGCCCAGAUUCUUAACCUCUCUCUGUUUAGGCCCAAGGGCAGUACUGAGCCUGAGACAGCUAGCACACUUCAGUGAGGAAGUUCCAUGAAGGCAACCACACCUAGGUGCACAUAUGCACACUGGUGCACUCACACAUACAGCAUUGUGCCCAUUCAAAUGCCACACCCAUUUGCACAUGACUGUCUCCUGAAAGGACUGUUGUAGGGAAGUAAUGAGGCAAGAUGUCAAGGGCUGCUCCAGACAGACGGAAAGUUAGAGCAUUGCCCACUUCUGCCUCUCAAACUCCCUUCAGAAAAAGGAGAAGCCAUUGUUUGUCCUUAUUGCCCUAUCUGAUCCUCCAGUCUCUGCUUUAGGAAAAUUGAGUUUAGGAACCUUGAUUUCAAACAUACUGGAGUGGGUUAUCCUUGGACCUGUCCGCUAGACACUUGUGCUGCUGAAACAUCAGUCAUGGCCACUCCCAGAGAAGGGUGACAUGGAGGGUGAGAAGAGGCCUGUUCUCUGGUGGCGAAGAAAAGUCUUCCCAUUGUGUGGAGAACUAUGCAGUUUGUGGAUUGUUUGAUGGCAAGCAAGAGGUAUAUGGGAUAAAGGGCAGUGCUAGAAGUCCCCAACUCCAUGGCCUAUGAACAUGUAGCUGGAACACACAGAUAUAUGUGUCUUGCCCUAGAGUAGGGCAUAAAUGUGUUCUGAGUGAAGGACUGGGGUGUAUGUGUGCAGAACAGAGGUUGCCAUGCCAUGUUGGGCGUGUGUGUGUGUGUGUGUGUGUGUGUGUGUGUCUCUGUACAUGUAUGAAGCGCCCAGGUUAACUGUGCUGAGGAGGGAGCCUGCCUACUCAUUUCUAGAAUAAUCUUCUGCAGGACAGGAGUCUGCCUAGAGUCUGCCCAGAGCCCUCCUGCUCCCAUCCUAGGCUCCUUUGGAGAUGACAGAACAGGCAGGCCCCAACUUCCAGUCCCCUUCUUCUUUCUGCCCAGCCAGCACCCCCUUUUAACCUAAGUGUUUCCAGCAGCCCCCUGCCAUGGUGUUCACAGGAAUGGCAGGGCUGUGGCUGGCAUGCUGCUCCUGCCUCUUUGAACCACCUGAGCCAGUGGUAGCCCACCUCUGAGCCUCAGGUGGAUGAGCAGUUCCUGAGAGUGCUGUGUCCCAGCUUUCUACAAGACCUAUCCAUCACGUGAUGGACUUGCUUGUUGGCUGCUGUCCCUAUGUGUGUCCUGAAGAGUUGCCUAGGGGCUGGUGUCUUUUGCAUGUUCUCAGACAAGCGUGUGCUGUCCACCCUCCACACACCUACAACCAUCAAGCCAAGUGUUCCCUUGGUGGUCCCAGGUUCGGCCAGGGCUCAGUGCUUCCCUUCCCCCCUUCUCCCUCUCCUUGCCUCUUACGAAGCACACUGCGUGUCCAUCUCAUGUGCCUGUGGGUCAGUGCACGCUCUUGUCAUGCCUUGAGCGUGUACACAUGAUGUGUUCUAUGCACUCACCUUGCCCCAGCCCACCCCACAGAGGACAAGAUGGUUGGCUCCUAGCUCCCUUCUCCCAACCUACCCUUUUCCCUGCUGUGUAGCUGUGUGUGUUGGUGUGUUUCUGUGUCGCUGGCGUGUCAUGUGAUGUAGCUGUGUUUGCUGACAUGAGCCCCUGUCCCCUUCUCCUUUUCUCCAUUGGUUUCUAGAGCACUCUCCCUCCCCUCCCCAGAGGGGACAGGACUCCUGGGGUCUGGCUGGGGGCCCAGAGCCUGGCCACCCUCCUGUUAGCCCUCAGAGUCUUAUUUCUCUCUAUUGGUGAUCAAGUUGCAAAUGGAUAAAAUACAGGAAAUUCUGCCCACCCCCGCCCCAGACCUGCAUGUCCUGUCCCCAGAGCCCCCAAACCCAACCUGGGCCAGGUUGGGCCCUGCGGGACGGAGAAAUAGCAACCAAUCCAACAGCGGG